AUGGCGAUUUCACAUUCACACAUCAACAUGAUAUCUCCAUCGAUGAACCAGUUUUCUUCCUUGUUUACAACAAACAUUGGUUCACCAUCAUCAUGGUUUGCUAUAUAUGCUUCCUUCUCCUCAUUUAUGAUGAUUUUAAGAACAGCAAUCAAUGAUCUCGUACCCUUAAGGCUUAGAACUUUCAUCAUCUCAAAGCUACAAUCUUUUUUCAUAAAUUACCAACCCUACAAUCAACAAGUCUCACUUCAAGUCGAUCAACUUUGGGAUGGAUAUACCAACAAUAUUCUUUACAAUGCAGCCAAAGAGUAUCUUCCUACUAAAAUAUCCAACACUUACAAAUCCCUCAAAAUUGGGAAACUAUUCGAUCAAAACAACAUACUAGUAGCUUUUGAUGGAAAGCAAGCAGUGGUGGAUGAAUUUGAAGGUAUCGAGAUUAAAUGGAUAAUUAUCGAAAAAACCAAAAAUCGUCCUUUAGAAGAUCCCAGUAAUGAACUAUAUUAUGAUGAAAUGUAUGAGAAUAUGCCAAGAGAAUAUGAAUCUCAGGGGAAUAGAUUUGUGUUAAGUUUUGAUGAGAAGCAUAGAGAUAAAGUAAUGGAGAAGUAUAUUCCACAUGUUUUAAGUACUUAUGAAGCUAUAAUCUCUGAGCGUAGGAGUCUACAGAUCCAUUCAAGUCAAAGUGGUUGUUGGAUGCGAAGUAAUUUUAAUCAUCCAGCUUCAUUUGAUUCACUUGCUUUGGAUCCUGAUCUAAGGAAAACUGUAACAGAUGAUUUAGAUAGAUUUUUGAGGAGGAAAAAGAUCUAUAAGAAAGUUGGUAAACCUUGGAAACGUGGUUAUCUAUUGUAUGGUCCACCAGGAACAGGAAAAUCUAGUCUUAUUGUUGCUAUAGCAAAAUAUUUGAAAUUUGAUGUCUAUGAUUUGGAUCUAAGUUCUGUGCAUUCUAACUUUGAACUCACUACAAUGUUGAGAGGGACAUCUAACCGAUCCAUCAUCGUCAUUGAAGACAUUGACUGCAACAAAGAGGUGCUCGAUCGAUCAAAAUUUGCGGACAUGUAUCCAGACAUGGAUUUCCUGGACCGGGUAGCUAAGGGUGGCAACUCUGCCAAUUCUGGAAAGUUUACUCUAUCAGGACUUCUUAACUAUAUGGAUGGUUUGUGGGCAUGUUGCGGGGAGGAACGAAUUUUGAUAUUUACUACGAACCAUAAAGACAAAAUAGAUCCAGCAUUGUUGCGCCCUGGUCGCAUGGACAUGCAUAUUGAGUUGUCUUAUCUUAAAGCCAAGCCAUUCAGAAUCUUAGCUUCUAAUUAUUUGGACAUUGAAGAACAUCACCACCCUCUCUUAGAACAAGUUGAUGAACUAUUGGAUAAAAUGGAUGUCACCCCUGCAUUAGUGGCAGAGCAUUUGUUGAGAGGUGAAGAUGCUGAUGUUGCUCUCAAAACACUUAUUAAACUUCUUCAAGGAAUGGACAUUGAAGACUAUAGUCAGCAAGUAUAG
Messenger RNA from Trifolium pratense (red clover), 1491 nucleotides. Its product is annotated as AAA-ATPase At3g50940-like. Bases 1 to 1491 code for a protein of 496 amino acids. The record is from RefSeq and is a predicted model, not a curated record. Lineage: Eukaryota; Viridiplantae; Streptophyta; Magnoliopsida; Fabales; Fabaceae. Gene Ontology annotation, molecular function: ATP binding; ATP hydrolysis activity. The transcript is spliced from 5 exons.